Messenger RNA from Dipodomys spectabilis (banner-tailed kangaroo rat), 837 nucleotides. It is a transcript of the gene Mrpl11, whose product is annotated as mitochondrial ribosomal protein L11. Gene Ontology annotation, molecular function: large ribosomal subunit rRNA binding; structural constituent of ribosome. The transcript is spliced from 5 exons. Lineage: Eukaryota; Metazoa; Chordata; Mammalia; Rodentia; Heteromyidae. Gene Ontology annotation, biological process: translation. The record is from RefSeq and is a predicted model, not a curated record. Gene Ontology annotation, cellular component: mitochondrial large ribosomal subunit; ribosome. Bases 93 to 668 code for a protein of 191 amino acids.
AGGACCGUUGACCUCUGGCCCAAGAUGGCGGCGCCCAGAGCCCGGCUCUGGUAGUUCGCUCUGAGGUGACCAGAGACCGACAGCCGCGUGUCAUGUCGAAGCUCAGCCGGGUCACGCGGGCCGUCAAGAAGACGGAGGCUGGUGGAGUGAUCCGGGCCAUCGUGCGAGCUGGCCAGGCCAUGCCCGGGCCCCCGCUGGGGCCCGUCUUGGGUCAGCGAGGUGUUUCUAUCAGCCAGUUUUGCAAGGAGUUCAACGAGAAGACGAAGGACAUCAAAGUAGGCAUUCCUCUGCCCACGAAGAUUUUUGUGAAGCCUGACAGGACAUUUGAAAUCAAGAUUGCACAACCCACUGUUUCCUAUUUCUUGAAGGCAGCUGCUGGGAUUGAGAAAGGGGCCCGGGAAACGGGGAAAGAGGUGGCCGGCCUGGUGACGCUGAAGCACAUAUAUGAAAUUGCUCGUGUCAAAGCACAGGAUGAAGCCUUUGCCCUGCAGGAUGUCCCUCUGUCUUCUGUUGUCCGAUCCAUCAUUGGCUCUGCCCGUUCCCUGGGCAUCCGAGUGGUGAAGGACCUCAGUGCAGAAGAGCUGGCAAGUUUCCAGAAGGAGCGAGCUGCAGUCCUGGAGGCCCAGAAAGAGGCAGAUUUGGCAGCCCAGGCAGAAGCUGCCAAGUGACCCCCUGCCCUCCAUACUCCGGGAUUUUGAAGGGGGCCAGUUGAGAAAGCUGUGCCCCCGGGAAGGAAGACCAUACUAACCUAUGAUUGACAUUUUCCUGACUUCAUAUAGUUUUAUACAUAUGACUAUAUCAAGGGAUCAAGCCUAAAUAAAGAUCCUUUAUUACCCA